Molecule: messenger RNA, 4800 nt
Organism: Gopherus evgoodei (Goodes thornscrub tortoise)
Lineage: Eukaryota; Metazoa; Chordata; Testudines; Testudinidae
Product: IgGFc-binding protein-like
Exons: 10
Molecular function (GO): protein binding
Source: RefSeq, a predicted model, not a curated record
AUGAUCAAAUGGCAGGAAUUUGUAGCACAACAUCACAUGCAUUCAACAGCGUUGAACAACGCAGCCAAGGAUGCAGCAAUGGCAAAGAAGAGGACGCUGCUGCUCUGCGCCUGGCUGGUGCUUCUGUGCGGUCUUUGCAGAGCAAGUUUCCGUGGGAAAGAAUUCAUUACGGUCUUCAUGCAAAACCAUGUCGAAAGCAUCAGAGCAGAUUGCAAGCUGUUCAUCACUGGUUACCAUGCCUCCACUACGGUUACUGUGACGGUGAACAAGGGUAUGUUCCGAAGAGUGAUGCCUGUUGGAGAAGGACAGACGGUGACCGUGCAGAUCCCAGCCUCGGUAGAGAUGUUUGGGAGCAAAAUGUUUGAUAGCACCAUCCUGAUUCAGGCUGACAAAGACAUUUCUGUCCUGUCUGUUAACUCAAAGCCCAAUUCCAUUGCUACCACUGUAGUGUAUCCCACUGAGAAGUUGGGUACUGUAUAUUACAUUGUAAGUCCACCUGGUUUCCAUUUAGGAAGCUACAAAGAGUUUGCUGUCGUAGCAGGGCAGGCUCCCACUACAGUUGAUAUUUAUUUGAAAGGGGCUGUGAUGUUCAAACGGUGGAUCUAUGGUGCUGGGCGUAAACUCACUGUUACCCUCGCUCCCUACCAAGCCUUGCAACUGCAAAGCUCUGUGGAUUUAUCUGGCACCAAGAUCGAGUCUCGGGAACAUGUGGCCGUCUUGACUGGGCACAGCUGUGCUGAAAAAAACACCGCUUGUGAUCAUGCUGUCGAGCAGCUCCUGCCUGUCUCCAGCUGGGGCAGCACAUACAUCAUCCCUCCUCUGGCCUUCCAGAACAAGUAUGACAUUGCGUACAUCGUCGCCUCCCAAAACACUCGCAUUGACUAUCAGUCAGGGCCCACACGAGCUUCCCGCAACAUAUUGGCUGGGCAGGUUGUUGAAUUUGAAGUCCGAGUCUCUCACCCACUUUACAUCUCUGCUAGAACCGGCAUCCAGGUUCUUCUCUUCUUCACUGGUGCUAAAAAUGGGAAAUCCACGUAUGACCCGUUCCUCAUCAACAUCCCACCCAUCACAAACUACUGCCAAUCCUACCACAUUGACGGAGUGAAGGAGUUUGAGAACCAUGUGCUGAUUGUAGUCAAGAGCUCAGAGUCCGGCAGGAUCACCUCUGAUCAGAGAGCCAUAAGAAAUGUCCAGUGGAGGCAGAUCCCCGGCACGGAGUAUUCUUGGGGAGAGUACAGCUUCGGCACAGGGAUUAGUGCCCUUUCCAUACAGCACCCAACCUCUCCCUUUGGUCUGCUGAGCUUUGGAGGGAACGAUCACAGUGGAUAUGGCUCAUCAGGCGUUUGUGCACAGAGUAACCCAACCCUGUCCUGCAGCACUGUUCAAUGCAGGAAGAAAGAGACGUGUCAGAUUGUAGAUGGCCGCCCGGAAUGUGUGGCUGAGUCAGAAUCCACCUGCUGGGCUCAGGGAGACCCACAUUAUCACACCUUCGAUGGGCGGAAUUUCGACUUCAUGGGCACCUGCACCUACACCAUCGCCAAGACCUGUGGCUCAGACUCAACUCUCCCGUCAUUCAGUGUCAAGGCCAAGAACGACAACAGGGGCAACACGCGUGUUUCCUAUGUUGGUUAUGUGACGGUUGAAGUCUAUAAUGUCACUGUCUCAGUGGUCAGAUAUGAGACUGGGUUUGUGAGGGUGAAUGACCAGCGCUCCCGCCUCCCCAUCUCUGUGCUCGAGGGGAAGCUGAGGGUGUAUCAGAGUGGGGGCUCUGUGGUCAUUGAUACUGACUUCUCCCUGAGGGUCUCCUACAACUGGGGCAGCUCCCUGGUGGUGAAGAUCUCCAGCAGCUUCUGGGAGAGUGUGUGCGGCCUAUGUGGCAACUACAAUGGGGAUGCCAGAGAUGACUUUGCCACCCCAGCCGGGACGCUGGCUGCUAGCCCCGUGGAGUUCGGGAGGAGCUGGAAGGUGGAGGAUGGGGACAGGUUCUGCUGGGACGACUGCCACGGGGUGUGCAAGAGCUGCUCCCCAGAGCUGGUUGGCAGGUACAAAGCUGAGCCCUUCUGUGGUUGGAUCACCAAAGAGGCGGGUGGCCUCUUCAGCCGAUGCCACUCCAUGAUUGACCCCAAAAUCUACCUGGACAACUGUGUGUACGAUCUGUGCAUGAACAACGGCCUCAAGGAGAUGCUGUGCCAGGCACUGGCAAGCUACGCUGAUGCCUGCCGGAGAGAUGGGGUGGCCAUCUCCGACUGGAGGACACCCACAGGGUGCUCUCUGCCCUGCCCGGAGAAUAGCCGGUACCAGCUCUGUGGCCCCGCGUGUCCUGCCACCUGCAAUGACCAAGUGGCCCCUAACAACUGCUCCUUACCCUGCGUGGAGACCUGCCAGUGCAAUGAGGGCUUCGUGCUGGAUGCUGGAAAAUGCAUCCCCAAAGCCAGCUGUGGGUGCAAGUUCAACGGGAAUCUAUAUGCUCUUGGAGAGCAAUUCUGGGGGGACAGAACCUGCACCAGACGGUGCCUCUGUGACCCCCAAACCAGGCAAGUGAGCUGCCAGGCCUCAGGGUGCAGGACUGGGGAGCAGUGCCGGGUAGAGAAUGGCAUCCAGAACUGCUAUCCCAGCAGCUACGGAACCUGCUUAGCUUCGGGAGAUCCUCACUACAUCAGCUUUGAUGGGAAGAAGUUUGACUUCCAGGGAACCUGCCUGUAUCAGUUCGCUGGGCUGUGCAUCAAAAGCCAGGACCUGGUGGAUUUCCAGGUCCUAGUUCAGAACGACCAUCGGGGCAGCCAAGUUGUGUCCUUCACCAAAGUUGUGCAGGUCAAAGUCUAUGAGGUUGACGUUGUGAUCAGCAGGGAAAACCCCGGCAGAGUCAUGGUGAACAGCGUGCUGAUCAACCUACCUUACAGCACCAACAACAGCAAGAUCUCCAUAUACCGGAGGGGACAGGAAGCAGUGGUCCAGACUGACUUCGGUCUCACCGUCGCCUUUGACUGGCAGGGCCGGAUCACUGUCACUGCUCCAAGCACCUAUGCUGGGGCCGUGUGCGGUCUCUGUGGGAACUUCAACGGGGACAAGGGUGAUGAGUUGACCACGAGGGGCGGUACAUUGGCCCCAAACCCAACAGUCUUUGGGCAGAGCUGGAAGGUGAAGGAAAUCCCCGGCUGUAUGGAGAUUAUCAAGGACGAGUGCUCAGAUCUAGAGGCUGUUGAGAGACGCCAAAGAGGAAUGAAUGGGGAGUGUGGGAUCCUCCUAGACAAGAGCGGCCCCUUCCGAGAGUGUCACAGCAAAGUCGACCCCGAGGGCUACUUCCAAGACUGCGUGUACGACUAUUGCUUCUUCAAAGGCCAACAAGCUGUGAUAUGCCAGCUUAUCACCAGCUAUGCCACAGCCUGCCAUGCUGCUGGGGUGACUAUCUAUGCCUGGAGGACCAACUCCUUCUGCAGUCUCUCGUGUGCCCAAAACAGCCACUACGAGGUCUGUGCCCGGGGCUGCCAGUUGACCUGCAGCAGCCUCUACGCACCAAUUCAGUGCUCGGCCCAGUGCUGGGAAGGCUGCGUGUGUGAUGAGGGCUUUGUGCUCAGCGGUGAUGAGUGCGUCCCUAUAUCCCAAUGUGGAUGUGUCUACCUGGGAUUUUAUUAUAAGGCUGGGGAGACUUUCCACCCAACGUGUCAGGAGCAAUGUGUGUGCCAGGCCAGCGGAGACGUGUUGUGUAAGGGGUUGUCCUGCCGCCCAAAUGAGGAGUGCAAGCUGGUGAAUGGCAUCCGGAAAUGUCAGCCUGUUGGAUCCGCAAUAUGUUCUGCUGCCGGGGACCCACACUACCUCUCCUUUGAUGGGGUCGCCUUCGAUUUCCAAGGCACCUGCACCUACAUCCUGGCCAAGAGCUGCACCAACACCGGGAACCUGACAUCCUUUGCCGUGAAGGUGGAGAACAAGCCCUGGGGCAACGGCAAGGUGUCUGUCACCAAGCUGGUGUCUGUGGAGGUCUACGGGCUCACGCUCACCCUGCUGCAGAACAGGAAGGGGCUCGUCAUGGUGGACGGGGUGUCUCACAACCUCCCUGUGGUCGUGGCCGAUGGGCAGCUCCAAGCAUAUCAGCACGGCGGGAAUGUGCUGGUGCAAACGGACUUCGGCCUCACCGUCAGCUACGACCUGCUUUACCACGCCAGAGUCACCGUCCCAGGGAACUACCAGGGCCAGACAUGCGGCCUGUGUGGGAACUACAACGGGCGUCGGGACGAUGAGUUCCUGCUCCCCGAUGGCAGGGCGGCCCCUGAUGUGGCAGCGUUCGGUUCCGCCUGGAAAGUCCCAAUCCCGGGAGCGGCCUGUGAGGACGGAUGCGCCUGGAACAGCUGCCCGGUCUGCAAGGAGACAAAGAGGGACUUCUUCAAACAGCGCAAGUACUGUGGUCUGCUCACGGCCCCAGAUGGCCCUUUUGCUGCCUGCCACAGCACGGUCAGCCCAACUGUGUAUUUCAACAACUGCCUGUAUGAUCUGUGCCUGGGCAACGGAGACUCUCAGGUCCUGUGCCAGAGCAUCUACAGCUACGUGACAGCCUGCCAAGAGGCCCGGGUCACCAUCCAGCCCUGGAGGAGCGCCUCCUUCUGCCCUCUGCGCUGCCCGGCCAACGGUCACUACGAGCUGUGCGCCGACCUCUGCACCACCACCUGUGCCAGGAUCACUGACGCCAGGAAGUGCCCAGACACCUGCGCCGAAGGCUGCCAGUGCGACGAUGGCUUCCUCUUCGACGGCCAGGGCUGCGUGCCUCUGCAGAGCUGUGGGUGCUUCAACAAGGGGCUAUAUUACAAG